Messenger RNA from Notodromas monacha, 2801 nucleotides. The record is from the annotation of a GenBank genome assembly. NCBI's taxonomy places the organism in Eukaryota, Metazoa, Arthropoda, Ostracoda, Podocopida, Cyprididae.
CUGAACAGACGAAGUGUUUGAGAGUGUACCUCGUGGAAGGUCGUUAGUUCCCGCUAAAUUUAUGGACAAGGCCUCAGUCCAGUAAUCCAUCGGCAGAAGUUGCUUCAAUUGGCGAAGUGAAACUCUAAUUGUGAUGGAAGUUGGAAACAGUAGGAAUGUUGAAGUGUGGGACAGUAUCUCUGUUCUGUUCAUUACUUCGAAGUAUUGAUGUGAAACUGUCAGUGCCGGUCAAGUCUGAAUGCUGAUGACGUAGAAACGAGGCAUAAGAGUGACCGAUACGAGGAGAAUGAGUUCAGUGAGCAAAAGAGAGAGCGAAAAACAGCUGAUUCUAAAUGAGCUCUCGUAUUCCAUAAUUCCUCACCUUGGUCGAUAAUUUGGCUUGAUCAUAUUCCACCAUGUGUGGUGGAUUAUAUAGGGUAUACAAACUUCGGUUUGAACUUCGGAGGACUGACGAGGUUCCCCAAGUCAAGGGCUUCAUUUAUUCGUGUAAAUGCAGGCUAAUCCUAAGUGUGAAUCCUUGAUGCAGCCCAUGUUUUUAGCCGAAGUACUGUAGGGUCACCUCUCGUGUACAAGUACCUCAGUUUCUUUGACAGACUGAAUGGUUAUUAAUUUAUUGUUUGAGGUUGCUUGACAUGGGGAGUAAGGGAGGACCUAAACAAAGUGCGGGGGAAAUGCAGAAUUUGAGGGCUGAUUUGCUGGAGUUGGUGAAACGUAGGAAUGAGAUUUCGUUGAACUUGGAAAAUUUGGAGCGACAAAUCUACGCUUUCGAAGGGAGUUACCUGGAGGAUACUCAGAAUUUUGGCAACAUUAUCAGGGGCUGGGAUCGAUAUCUGACCGGUCCCCAAAAGAAUCCGUCCAAGGCUGACAAAAAGAAUCGGAAAUUCAAAGAGAAUGAGAGACUUUUCUCCCGGUCCUCCAUUACUGCUGCAGCUGCUGUCAAUGGGUUGAUGGAUCCCGAGAGCAAAGCUGGAGUUGAGCAACCGAGUGAAAAUGAAUUCCAAGGCAAUGGUUCAGCUGUGGAUGAUAGUCAGGACAAGAAGUUUGUCAAGUCUGUGAAAACGGAGGCUGCUGCAGAAAGUUCCCGAGAAAAGCAAUCGGAGAGCUCCAAAGAAGAUUCUCAAAAGUCAAAAUCAUCUUCGUCGUCGAGAGCGAAAAAAUCGUCUGCCAAAAAGGCUCGCAGCCAGAGAUCUCUUGAGGCUUUGGUACUAACUGUGCUCGUGGAAUUGGAUCAAAUUUUGCGAUCUCUGACCAUGUACAAUUAUCCUGAUGGCGUUGAUCGCCUUGAUCGUCCCGAAGAAGCGUCCGUCGAGGAAUUCGUUAAUGAGAUGAAAGUUAGACGGUUUGCGGGCACAGUCCUAAUUGCUGCGACAUCUGUGAGCAUAAUUGCCUAUGCAAUCUCUGUGACGACUCGUCUCCUAGUGGCGCCAUUUUCGGGAUCAUCGUCGUGGUUUGCACUCUUGUUUGCCGAAUUGGUCUCCCCUGCUUUUUAUGUCUCUGUGAUAUGCUUCACUUUGGCGGUUGCGCUGCUUGCUGGCUUCUUCAUGGCGUCGUGUCAAAUUGGUGUGAAUGUGGAGGCGAACGAAUCUCUCGCAAAAGCGUUGAAAGCGAGAUGGAAAAAGGAGACGUCGAGUUCGUUUGCAGAAGUGAUUUCAGCAUCGACGGUGUUCUUCGUGGCCUCGUCUCUGAUGUGGGAUUUGAACUUCAGUUUUUUGCGGAACCCGGAAUCGACUGUGUUCAUGACGAUGUUCUUGCUUUUGGAGGCAUUGAAGUUGACUUGGCAAACGUGGUUCGGGCCAGACUGGGUGCUUGAGUCGGGCCAGUUUUCCAAGGGCCACAAAGAAAAUUACAGGCGGUCAGCGAGGAUUUUUUCGCGUUUGGGCAUGUUUGUGUCAGGUUUUCGCUGGCGAAAUGCUGUAGGGCGAGCAACGAGCUCCGUUUUGGCCUUUGCACUCUGUCCGCAAGAAUUUCCGAUUGGAGUCGAAAACAGUUCUGCGUUGAAACUGCACCAGGCUCUGGCCUCCAAGAAUACAUGGGUGAAGUAUCUGGCUUUUGCGGACUUGAAGGACUUGGCGUUGCAUUCCAGCUCGAGGAGAGCAGCAGUUUUCCAUCCUGUUGUGUUGGACAUGGAUGACGGCACGUUGAGCUUCGUCGUCGACGGCCAGUACUUGGGCAUUGCAUUUCGGGGAUUGCGGGGUAAAACUUUGUUUCCUAUCGUGUCCGCUGUCUGGGGACACAGUGAAAUCUCCAUGAAAUAUCUGGGGAGCUUGAGCGCGAACGCAUUGCCUUUGACGGAUUUAUGCAGAUACGUGAUCCGACAAGAGAUCCACAAGAACGACAACGACGUGGAAGCAGGAGUGCAGACGAUGGCACUGCCGACCGGCGUCAAGGACUUCCUUCUAUUCCGCGAUCGGAGAUAAUGUAUGCCCAUCUGUGAUAGGCGGCCAUUCGCGGAUUUCCUUCCUUCCUUUUUUUUCUCCUUCUCCUGUUGUAAAUUCACUCGAGCUGAUUUUGUUGCAUUGGAACCGGAAAUCGGGCGUGUAAAAUAUUAUAUAUCGAGCAUCGACUCCGAGAACUUACGCGGAGAGCAUGUGUAAAGAAACGAAAGAAAAAAAAAAAACAAAAGAAAGGGAGAGAUGAGAAAGAAACACUUUUUGUCUUUAUCGUGAAACAAUCAAUCAAUCAAGCAAGCUUUUCUUUUUUUUUUUUUUUUCUUCCCUUGGUAAUAUAUACUGUGUCAACUUCUGUUAGCCCCAUAUCCGAGGCUUUUCUUAUUCACAAAAAGAAUAUGCCCCCCCCCCCCC